This is a messenger RNA of Sinocyclocheilus rhinocerous, 4166 nucleotides long. RefSeq names its product disintegrin and metalloproteinase domain-containing protein 19-like. The record is from RefSeq and is a predicted model, not a curated record. The coding region runs from base 174 to 2966 and encodes 930 amino acids. NCBI's taxonomy places the organism in Eukaryota, Metazoa, Chordata, Actinopteri, Cypriniformes, Cyprinidae. Gene Ontology annotation, biological process: membrane protein ectodomain proteolysis. The transcript is spliced from 23 exons. Gene Ontology annotation, molecular function: metalloendopeptidase activity.
UGCUUGAAUAAGGGUGAUAGAGAACUGUAAAGAUGUGCUCCUCUCACUGCCUCUGUUUGGUCUCUGCAGACACACACCGGUGCUGGCUGUUCAUUAUGAAUGCUGUUCAUAAUCGAUGAUAAUUCAUCGUGCACGGCUCGUUUAUUUCGUGCAUUUUUUUAUUUUUACAUUUUAUGAUGCUUCGGGGCGUGCAUUUGAAUCGCUGCAUGGUCGCGGGCGCAGUGCAGUUCCGAUUAUUUUUAUUGUUAUGUUGUUGUUGUUUACAUCUCUCUUUAAGAUGCGCUGCACAUGGCGAGGACAUACAUACGGAUAAACGUUGGCAUAGAGACUCAUCUCGCAUCCAUGACAACCCGGAGCACUUUAUCACUUAUCCAAAGUGGAUCAGCCCAGCCAGAUACAAAAGAUCUCAUGAGGGCUCUAAGCAUCCAUCUGAGGCAGAGGUCAAAAUUACUGCGGGAGAAGAUCUGAUUCUACAGCUCCAGAGAAAUGAGGAGCUGUUCUCCUCUGAAUAUCAGGAAAUAUGGUACAAUCCGAAUGGAGACCGUCAGUUAUCCAGGCCUUCCAACAGGGAUCACUGUUAUUAUCAUGGGUCAGUCAAAGGGAUCCAGGGGUCAAGUUUGGUCAUCAGCACCUGUGCUGGACUCAGGGGCAUGAUAACAGUCAAUAACAGCGUGAGCUACAUGAUCGAACCGCUAGCUAACCAAACACACUCUCAGGGACAUGCCGUUUUCAACGCUCAGAGUCUGAAACUGCCAGUGGGCACCUGCGGACACUACCAUGGAGACGGGAGUCACUUGGAAAGCCUUCAAGAGCUGAUUGAUGUCAUGGCAAAGCCUCAGCAGACCAAUAGGGGAAGAAGGGAUGUCAGCAGCAGCAUGAAAUACGUGGAGCUGAUGGUGGUGGCCGACCAUGCAGAGUUCGUGAAGCACGGUCGGGACCUUGAAAGGACCAAAACAAAGCUGCUUGAAGCAGCUAACUUUGUGGAUAAGUAUUACAAAUCACUGAACAUCCGUGUGGCUCUGAUCCGGUUGGAGAUCUGGAACGAUCAAGACAAGAUCACUGUGACCGACAACCCCUACAGCACCCUGGGUGCGUUUCUGACCUGGAGGAGGAAACAGCUGCCACAGCUGCCCAAUGACAACGCUCAGCUAGUAACGGGUGUUUCUUUUCAAGGCACCAUCAUUGGUCUGGCUCCCCUUAAAGCCAUGUGUUCUGAAUACCAGUCUGGUGGAGUCAAUUCGGACCACUCUGACAGUGCUGUGGGGGUCGCUGCCACCAUGGCUCAUGAGAUGGGGCAUAACUUUGGGAUGAGCCACGAUAGUCCAGGCUGCUGUCUCGCUCAGCCCGAGGAUGGAGGCUGCAUUAUGGCUGCUGCCACAGGGGAUCCGUUCCCUCGCGUCUUCAACCCCUGCAAUCAGAAAGAGCUGAAGCGCUACCUGAGCUCCGGCGGGGGGAAGUGCUUGUUCAACCCUCCCAACACCAGGGUCAUGUACGGGGGCCAGCGCUGUGGAAACGGAUACCUGGAGGAAGGAGAAGAGUGUGAUUGUGGGGAAGUGGAGGAGUGCUCAAGUCCCUGUUGUAAUGCCAACAACUGCACGCUGAAGAUUGGAGCGGAGUGCGCACAUGGAGUUUGCUGUCAUGAGUGCAAGCUGAAGAGUCCAGGAGCGAUGUGCCGUCCACCUUCAGGCUCCUGUGACCUGCCUGAGUACUGUGAUGGGAAAUCAGAGUCCUGUCCUGCUAACUUUUACCUGGUGGAUGGCAGCAGUUGUGCGGGUGGCAGUGCCUACUGUUACACAGGAAUUUGCCCGACACUGGAGCAGCAGUGCCUCUCUCUCUGGGGCAAAGAUGCCCUUCCUGCUCCUGAUCUUUGCUUUACUGAGGUAAAUAAAGCAGGUGAUCCCUAUGGAAACUGUGGCAGUUUCAUGGGUACAUACAGGAAAUGCACUGAAAGGAAUGCUAAAUGUGGGAAGAUUCAGUGUCUGAGCGCUGCCAGCAAGCCUUUAGAAUCACACGCCGUCGCCAUAGACACCAACAUUCGGAAUGGUCAACAGAAGAUCCUGUGCAGAGGGACACAUGUGUACCAGCGCGGUCAGGGUAAUGAGGAGCAGAGUGACACCUUAGACCCAGGCCUGGUUCAGACUGGGACCAAAUGUGGGAAGAAUGCGAUCUGUUUUGAAGGGGAAUGCCGCAAUGCGUCCUUCCUGCAAGCCAAUGAAUGCAGUGCCAAAUGUCAUGGCCACGGCCUUUGUAAUAAUAACCACAACUGUCAUUGUAACUCGGGUUGGGCACCACCGUUUUGUGAGACGUCGGGUUCAGGAGGAAGUUUGGACAGUGGGCCUGUGAUCACACACAGCAACCUUUAUCUUGUUCUGGCUCUCCUGAUUCUGUUUUUCCUUCUGGGAUUGGCUGUCCUCGGUGUCUGUUGGUGCCGCUGCAGACAGAAGCUCCUUUCCACCAAAAGCCCCACCCUUCCUGCUACCCAAAUAUGCAUCAAUGUUCCAGACACCCCUGAGACUAAAAGUCACACCACGGGUCACGCCAACCCAGUGUUCCUGCCAAAGAAAUCUCAUGCUGAUGAACAGGCCAGUCCUCGAGCGAGUCCUACAGGUCCACCCAGAUCCAGACAUUCUGUCAUUCGACCCACUGUGAAACCACCUCCAAUCCCAGCCUACGCUGCACACAAGCAGAGUUUACAGCAUUCAGAGUCGCCCCAGCCAUCUCCAUCAGCACCCCCCAAAACAAGACCGCUACCACCCAACAGACCCCCUCCACCCUGUCCCAUAACCAAACCCUCCCAGCCUGCUGAGAUGCUGCCUAAGAAUGGCGUGCCAGUGUCACCAGCCAUGUUGCAGAAAGGGAAAUCCAAUCUGAUGCCCCCUUCUGGGCCUUUUCAAAAUGUCAGGUUCCAAAGGGAAGUUUCUGGAAAGAGCUUAGUCGCAGUGAAGCCUAUUGGAGCGCUGUAUUGAUCAACUCUGCACCUUUAAGAUGUCCUUAAGAGUGACCAAUCAAACUGCCUCACUCAUAGUGAUGCCCGCCUUAUUGACUUGAACACAGAAUGAAGGAUACCUUCCAACUUUUUUCAGGGGGUGCAGUUCCACUACUCCUGUGCCAUAUGUUGCAUUUGCUUUUUUAUGUCUAUUUAUUACAGAGACCUCAGAGAAAAGAAAAACAAAAAACUAGGAAGUAUGGCAUUAUAAUCCAAUAAGAGCAUGGGUCAUCUGAAAGAAUAUCUUGCACCGAGAAUAUGAAAUGUACAUUUUUGCACGCAGUAGUAAAACAUUGUAAGUAAGUGCAUUAUAUACAUAGAAUGAACUGGAAAAUUGGAGCAGAUUUGUCUAGUCUUGAACUAACUUGCACUGUCAGUCCAAUUUAGUUUAGUACUAUAGAUAAUCUGUACUCAGGAAAUAGCUCUGGAAAGGGAUAUAUAAAAAAAGAUAAAAGAUUGUUUUCAUAGCAAUAAUAAUUCAAAUACUCAUAUGAAUUGUAUAGCACUGGGUUAAAUUCUGUGUAGUCAUAUAAUAUGUAUAGUAUGUACUGUAUAAGAAGUUAAAAAAAAUAGCCUGUCUUGAAUGGUGUUUGCGAUGAUGCUGGACAAGAAAGGGUUAAAAUCUCAUAUGGUGCUUUGCUUUUGAAAUCUUAAAUGAGAGAAACAAAUAUUCUCUAACUACCUUUUUAGAUAACGCUCGACUAAAUGUUCUGUUUAAUACGGGCAUUAACCCAGGGAAUGUAUUUAGGUUUAAAUAACCUAUAAACAUCUAAAUAUGCAUCUUAAGUUUUUUUUUCCUUUGGUUGUCAGUUAUUUGGGGGGAAAAAAUCUCUGGACAAUUCAUUAUAAUUUCUCCUUUCAUAAUGUUUUAUGACCUACUAUGACCAAUGUACUGGUUUUCUGUCAGAUUUUUCAUGUUGUAGUUAAACUUAUUUAUUCAUACUGUUAAAUUUUAAAAUGCAAUGAUGCCUUAAAUUUGGGUUUACAUGAAUGUUAUUUUAUUGAUAAUAAUGUUUAUCAUGGAAGUGUGUAUGUAUUGUGAAUGUAAAGGUGGCUUGAUAUUGCACACUGCAUAGGAAGUCAGAAAAAGUCACUGUCAUUUUUUAUUUGGCUUAAUUUUAGUUUCUUUAUUAAAAAUAAAAAUGUUGUCCUAUGCAAAAUGCUGUAAUGCAGUGCCUUC